Molecule: messenger RNA, 2171 nt
Organism: Phodopus roborovskii (desert hamster)
Lineage: Eukaryota; Metazoa; Chordata; Mammalia; Rodentia; Cricetidae
Product: calpain-13-like
Exons: 22
Coding region: 34-2025 (663 amino acids)
Biological process (GO): proteolysis
Cellular component (GO): cytoplasm
Molecular function (GO): calcium-dependent cysteine-type endopeptidase activity
Source: RefSeq, a predicted model, not a curated record
GAACAGAUUCCAGACAUCUCUGUAGAGACAGUCAUGGCACACAACCUAGAACCUCCAACAGAGACCUCUGUGGUCAAGUUCAAGAAUCAAGACUUUAGGACAUUACAGGAUCGGUGCCUGAGCAGGGGUCAACUGUUUAUAGAUGACACAUUCCCUGCUGAGGCAUCUUCCAUAGGUCAGAAGCUGCUCAAGGGAAAACACCUUUCAAAACUGGAGUGGAAGCGACCACAGGAUUUAUCAGAGGACCCUCCUCACUUCAUCCUGGAAGGUGCAAGCAGAUUUGACAUCCAGCAAGGGAGAGCAGGAGACUGCUGGUUCCUGGCAGCACUGGGCUCCCUGACCCAGAACCCAAAGUGUCUGCAGAAGAUCCUGAUGGGCCAAAGCUAUUCACACCAGUAUGCUGGCAUUUUCCGGUUCCGGUUCUGGCAAUGUGGCCAGUGGGUGGAAGUAGUGGUUGAUGACCGAUUGCCUGUCAUAGGCAAGAACUUCCUCUUUGUGCAUCCUCGAAGAGGCAACCAGGAAUUUUGGCCCUGCCUGAUGGAGAAAGCCUAUGCCAAGCUGCUUGGCUCCUAUUCCCAGAUACACUAUGGCUACCUUCCUGAUGCCCUGGUGGACCUCACGGGAGGAGUGGUCACCAUCAUUAACCUGCACUCCUCCCCCUCUGAGAUACUGAUGGCAGUGAAGACCGCAGUCAAGGCAGGCUCAAUGGUGGCCUGCGCCACCCCAAAAGGGCUGACAGACGAGUCUGAGGUGAUGGAGAAUGGACUGGUGAGCCAGCAUGCCUACACAGUGACUGGAGCUGAGCAGAUUCGGUACCAGAAGGGCUGGGAAGAAAUCAUCCGCCUUUGGAACCCCUGGGGCAACACAGAAUGGAAAGGGCGCUGGAGAGAUGGGUCCCAGGAGUGGGAGGAAACCAGUGACCCACGGAAAAGCCAACUGUAUGAAAACAAGGACAAUGGCGAGUUUUGGAUGUCAUGUCAAGAUUUCCAGGAGAACUUCUCAUGCCUGUUUAUCUGCAACCAGAUCCCAAUCACCCUGGAUCAUGGAGUCACACCCAAUGAAAGAUGGCGCCAAAUGAUGUUCAAGAACCAAGUGAUCUCAGGUGGAGGACAUGGGAGGGACACUCAGUAUCUCUUUGGUGUUCAAGAGUCCACUGAUGGCAACAAUGUUGUUGUGGCUUUCACAAUCAUGUCACAAAGCUUGAAGACAGAAGAGGAGAUAUUUCCGUUACAGUUCCAGGUGUUCAAGGCGGGAUUCCAGAAGUUCCAGGAAAGACUGCCACCUGCAUUUUUCUCCCCAUUUAGAAGUGCUGCCCAGGGCAUAGACUAUGUAUCCAAGUGCAACUUCACCAAGUCCUUCCACCUGAGCCCCGGGACCUAUGUAGUGGUUCCCUCAGCACACAGAAAAGGAGUGGAGUUCCUACUCCGAAUAUUCCUCAAAAUGCCAGACAAGGACAGGAACCCAAGCAGCAGUUUCAACCUCAGAGCCCUUAAGGGAAGUCUUUCAGAAAAUGGAUCCCAAAACAGCAUUUUCUACAGAUAUGUGGAUCAGGGGCAGGACAUUGAUGCCACCCAACUUCAGAGACUUCUCAACCAGGAGUUCCUGAUAGGGUCUCCAGGGGACACUUUCUCCUUGGACCAGUGCCAAAGCAUCGUGGCUCUGAUGGAUGUGAAGGUGAAUGGGCGGCUGAAUCAGGACGAGUUUGCAAGACUAUGGAGCCGCCUUAUCCACUGCCAGCAUGUUUUCCAGACCAUCCAGAGGAGCCCUGGAGUUCUCCUGAGCUCAGACCUAUGGAAGGUCAUAGAGAGUACAGACUUCCUUUCAGGAAUCUUCAUCAGCAAUGAGCUGCUGAGUCUCAUGACAUUCCGGUACAGUGAUAACUCUGGCCGAGUCAGCUUCUCCAGUCUUGUCUGCUUCCUCAUACGACUGGAAACCAUGGCAAAGGCAUUCCGCAACCUCUCCAAGGAUGGCAAAGGAGUCUACCUGACAGAAAUGGAGUGGAUGAACCUGGUCAUGUAUGGCUGAGAUGAAGAGUGCAGUCAAGCCCUCUGGACCAGGACAAGCUCCUGGUCACUCAAGGAACUGGCUUCCUCCUCCAUGGAGCUGUGCCAACUCUGUCACAGGUCUGCAGCCAAGCCUGGCAUUUGAAAUGGAGUCAACCCAUCCCUGUG